Messenger RNA from Dibothriocephalus latus, 1116 nucleotides. NCBI's taxonomy places the organism in Eukaryota, Metazoa, Platyhelminthes, Cestoda, Diphyllobothriidea, Diphyllobothriidae. The record is from the annotation of a GenBank genome assembly.
AUGGAUACAAUAGUUGAUAAUGUUCAAUUCACCGGGGCUAUUGCCCUGAAGAAAUUGUUAGGGCUAAAGGAAUAUAAGUUACUGGGUAGCGAUGAAGUACCGACCAAGAUGUUGAAAGACCCCGCCAGUGUUCGAAUAUCGUUCAUUGUUUACAUCAAUGAUGGCGUCAGCGAACUGGAUUGCGAUAUCGCCAUUUUUGCGGAUGAUAUCAAACCUUGGCGCGUCGUUCAAACUGCGGUUGACGAAGAGCACUGAUUUAAGGCCUUAGAAUGCUUUAAAUGCGCUAGUACGAGGAGCGUUGAUCCAAAUCAAAUCGGGGCCUUUUUCCAUGUAUUGGCGAUGACCGACGAGAUAGGUUUUGAAUUGGUCUACCCCGAAAACUGUAAGGAGCUAUCUGAGGAUUUGAAACCCGAGGAAUUUAGAAAGCGCAUUAACGUAACUUUCUAUGAGUCCAUCGAUGAGCAGUCCCAAGAAAUGGAUUGUCGCCCAAAUACUGCUUCAAAGGAGCGAUUGAAAUAUGCCGGCAUUUGCAUUCAUCUACUCUCUCCCCAGUUUACGCACUAUCCCGAUAUCGAUAUCAGAUUGCGAAUCGGCGUUGCUCUUUGUCGCAUGCUUACCAUAUUUUGUCCCUUAAAUCCGUUUGAACAUGCGUCGAACUGCCAAUCCGUAGUCGGGAAUUCAACGCUUCAUCAAACAGAUCCGGAACUGUGGACCUCAUUUUUAAGUCGCUUUAAUGAUAUAGACGUCAACAUCCGAUCGUUCUGUAUUCAAAUGGUUCCUCUUUUACUGAGAAAUCCAGAAAUACCAAAAUCGCAAAUUUUCGACUGUUUGAGGGCCUCUGCAAUGGAUAGGUCCGACGCCGUACGUUUACUUGCCCUAAAAACUGUUGCAUCCCUAAUGCGUGAGGCAAAAGACGACUCGAUAGGCGAUUUCUUCGAACUUGUCCACAACAGAUCCAGAGAUAAAUCCCUUAAUAUCAGGAAAGAGGCUCUAGCUGAGCUCGCAUCUUUCUACAAACGAUGCCUUCUCUCCGGCAAGCUAGAUCUUGAACGAAUGACUGUUGCAUUAAAUGCUACUCUACACAUGUAUUAUCAACCGUCGGCGGAAGACAAGUAA